AUGUUUUUGCUUCUCUUACUUUCAACCAUUUCAGCACUUUCAACUGGAUUAGAUGGCGGUAAAGAAUUAUGUUUGGGAGUCUAAGGAAAAAAAACAGCAUUAUUUUAAAUCUCUUUUGUAGUUUCUGGUUUCUAGGAAGACAAUAUUGAAAUGAAAGUUAAUUUUGAAUAUUAAAUUUUAGUUCUAUUCUCCAAGAAAAUCUCUUUUGAAAUCUAGUUUAAAAUAGAAGGAAGGCAAUUACAAAGAAAUAAUGACAGAUGAUGGAUAAUAUGAAGUUUGCUUCAAAUCUUUAGAUAAAUAUUAUAAAUUGAUUAGCUUUAAUUUUGAUUUUGUAGAAGAAAAUGAUUUGGCAUUGGCAGGUGAAUCAUUAUUUUAUAUGAAUAGAAACUAUGGAUUAAAUGGCUGAAGAUAUGAAAUAAGCUUAUAGAAGUUUAAAGACAAUCUAAAAUAAUUAACAUUAUUAAAACGAUAGAGAAAAUGAACAUCAAAGAAUGUUAGAAUCAACAGAGAAGAAAUUAUGGUGGUGUUCAGCCGGUAAGAUGGGAGCUUUAAUCGUGAUAUGCAUUUCUCAAAUUUAUAUGUUAACAGGAUACUUCAAAGGAAAAUCAUUUGGUCCAAAUGUUUGA
Molecule: messenger RNA, 626 nt
Organism: Paramecium octaurelia
Lineage: Eukaryota; Ciliophora; Oligohymenophorea; Peniculida; Parameciidae
Source: the annotation of a GenBank genome assembly